Molecule: messenger RNA, 991 nt
Organism: Branchiostoma floridae (Florida lancelet)
Lineage: Eukaryota; Metazoa; Chordata; Leptocardii; Amphioxiformes; Branchiostomatidae
Exons: 7
Coding region: 131-991 (286 amino acids)
Cellular component (GO): trans-Golgi network
Source: RefSeq, a predicted model, not a curated record
GUCCCGUUUAUUCAGUUUAUUUGAGUCAAUAAAGAUAAAGGUGUCCUUGCAACAACCCUUAAAUAGUAAAUGGAGUAUCCCCAAGAAAGCAGAGAACAAAGAACAUACAAUCAUCAAAUUGGGUAUAGCCAUGUUCCUAAGUUUUCUACUUGUGGGAGUAUCCGGUGUGGUGGCAUCACCAGUGCCUUCAUCAUCGGGACAAGUUGUCUGUGUCAAGAGGGACGCCUGUACAUGUGACAUGAGUGAUGGGUCAGGCAGUGUCAGCCUGCACAGUCUGGCCCGUCCAGAAGCACCUUAUGAACUGGACAGCAACUCUUACAGAUUCAUGUAUAGCCCCUGUACUGCUAUGAAACAUGCUAAGGGAGAGUGUGAACAGGACACGUCUGUGUGCUUGGAAGGAAGAGAGGAAGACUUCGGUUACAACUUCGGCAGAGCGUCAGAUCCUGAGUUUAUAACAGAUAAGAAUGGGAAUGUGACUGUACAAUACACGUCAGAGGUUGGAAAUAAAACCAGGACGGCCAAAGUUCAACUUGUUUGUGAUCCAUCCGUGACUGAACGCCCCCUUUCGAUGUUCAAAGGCAUGACAGAAACAGCUAUGAAUUGGACGUUCACCACCGUUUGUGCUUGCCCCGGUGCGUGCGAGUCUCCAGCAAUCACUUGUGACCUGGUUGACUCUUGCUCAUGCGCAGUGAACGGAGAUCUAGGUGUCAUUGACCUUCGUAAUAUGCUGAUUCCCCUGAGUGGACCAAAUGGAAACAAUGUGAUGUUUUGGAACCUUUGUUCUGGUCUCCUAAUGGAAAAGGACGUCAAAUACGAGGUCAAAGUCAUUUGCGACCAUACUGCGCAUGCUCCACGGCUGAACGCGGUGAAAACUCAAACGGGCUUCAAAUUGAGUCUGGUAUCCCGAUGCGCAUGCGUCAUACAAAAUCGUUCCAAAGUCAAAAUGGCUGCGAAAAUGACGACAUACCUGGGCUUCCACUCAGGUUAUUGA